AUGGCUUGCUCCGCCCGCGAACCAUUUCGCUCCAUAGGACGACUGCAUAUGGUUUGGGGAGGCGGAAAUGGUCCCGAUCCCUUCCCAGUUACCCAAGCGCCGGAUACCAAGCCCGGAAACUCAAAUCUGUUGCGCAAAAUCCGAGCUUUGGCGACUCCUGCUUACUACCUGGACCGUGCCGGGACCACGUUUUCGACAGCUCCCGGACGGGUACUGUCUCAUAUGGCGGAUCUCCGGGACCUUCAGAGCUAUACUGGCCCCGGGAGUCUGAAGCGUCCCUGUCGCUCGUCUACCCAGUCCAGCGGUCAGAACCCAGGUUCAGACCCAGGAGAGCGGAUCCGUCUAACUAGGGCCUGGACUGGUCAUGGAGUAUCCACUAAUUUGACAUUCCAGACUCCAAAGCCCGAGCAAGGGGCGACUGGGCGUCAAGCCCCAGGGGCUACUUCGCCACACAAUAUACCCCUUUGGGUCUAG
Molecule: messenger RNA, 474 nt
Organism: Aspergillus costaricaensis CBS 115574
Lineage: Eukaryota; Fungi; Ascomycota; Eurotiomycetes; Eurotiales; Aspergillaceae
Exons: 4
Coding region: 1-474 (157 amino acids)
Source: RefSeq, a predicted model, not a curated record